Boleophthalmus pectinirostris (great blue-spotted mudskipper) is the source of this 5452-nucleotide messenger RNA. Its product is annotated as extracellular sulfatase Sulf-2-like. The transcript is spliced from 22 exons. Gene Ontology annotation, biological process: glycosaminoglycan metabolic process. Bases 195 to 2843 code for a protein of 882 amino acids. Gene Ontology annotation, molecular function: N-acetylglucosamine-6-sulfatase activity; glycosaminoglycan binding. Gene Ontology annotation, cellular component: plasma membrane; endoplasmic reticulum; cell surface. The record is from RefSeq and is a predicted model, not a curated record. NCBI's taxonomy places the organism in Eukaryota, Metazoa, Chordata, Actinopteri, Gobiiformes, Gobiidae.
AAUGGAGCGGACACCAAACUGAGGAGAAACUAGGUAUACAGACCGUGAAUGCGAUAAGAAGACGACAACAAGACACUGCAAAGGAUGUUUAUAAAGAUUUAGGAUGGAUUUUCACGGGAACUUCUAAAGAGCAUCUAAAGAUUGUGACUUGACUUUGGUUCUCGGGGUGACCUAAAGGGGAGGGGUCAGUGAUCAUGGCCCGGCUCCUCCUCUUUCUGUCCGUCUCCGCGGCAACGCUGAUCCACUUCCUGUUGCUGGUUUCCAUGACAGCCGGUCUGAAGCCACGCCUCCACAGAGACCGGCGAAACAUCAGGCCCAACAUUAUCCUGGUUCUGACCGACGACCAAGACCUCGAGCUUGGUUCCAUGCAGGUGAUGAAUAAAACUCGUAGAAUCAUGGAGGAGGGCGGGACUUCCUUCACAAACGCUUUCGUAACCACGCCCAUGUGCUGUCCGUCAAGGUCCAGCAUGCUAACCGGGAAAUACGUUCACAAUCACAACACCUACACAAACAAUGAGAACUGCUCCUCUCCCUCCUGGCAGCGGCAGCACGAGCCAAAGACCUUUGCCGUACACCUCAACAACACCGGAUACAGGACAGCAUAUUUCGGUAAAUACCUGAAUGAGUAUAAUGGCUCAUACAUCCCUCGUGGUUGGAGACACUGGGUUGGUCUUGUGAAGAACAGUCGCUUCUAUAACUACACCCUAAAUGUCAAUGGAGCCCGGAGAGAGCACAGGGACCGCUACCCACAGGAUUACCUGACAGAUGUGAUCACCUUGGAAGCACAGAGGUUUUUCCGGGCCUCGAAGCGGAUCUACCCUCACCGACCGGUUCUGAUGGUUCUGAGCCACGCCGCGCCCCACGGACCCGAAGAUUCUGCUCCCCAGUUUAGUACCCUCUUUCCCAACGCCUCCCAGCACAUAACACCGAGCUAUAACUUCGCCCCAAACCCGGACAAACACUGGAUCAUGAGGUACACCGGAGCCAUGAAGCCCAUCCACAUGGAGUUCACUAACGUCCUCCAGAGGAAACGCCUGCAGACACUUCAAUCGGUGGACCAAAGCAUGGAGCAGUUGUAUGAGAUGCUGGUGGACACUGGAGAGCUUGAUAACACUUAUAUAAUCUAUACAUCAGACCACGGGUACCACAUCGGACAGUUUGGACUCGUGAAAGGUAAAUCGAUGCCGUAUGAGUUUGACAUCAGAGUUCCCUUUUUCAUCAGAGGGCCCAACAUACAACAGGGACACAGCAUUCCAGAGAUUGUCCUAAACAUUGACUUGGCUCCCACCAUCCUGGACAUAGCUGGACUGGACCCUCCAUCGGACAUGGACGGGAAGUCUGUGCUGGGGCUGCUGGACAUAGGCUCCCCAGGGAACAGGUUUCAUUUGAACAAGAAAUCUGUGAACUGGAGAGACUCAUUCUUAGUGGAGAGAGGGAAGUUGCUCCCUGGUUUAUUGAAUGACAAACAGGAGAAGUCUGAGGAAAACUCUCUGCCCAAACAGCAGCGAAUGAGAGAGCUAUGUGAUCGUCAGGAGCUGCACCUGCCCUGCUCCUCCUCUGGACAGAAGUGGCAGUGUGUGGAGGACCCUAAUGGGAAGUUGCGCUUGUUUAAGUGUAAAACUGAAGGAGGCGGCGCAAAGGACAUUUUCUCCAAGAACCGUCCAAUCAGCAUCAAGGCCCAGCGUUACAACCUUGAUGAGGACUGCAGCUGUGACCUCCGACCCUUGCCUUUUGCAAAAUCCAAGAUGAAAAAGUCAUUCAACAAACCCUUCUUUAAAAAGAAGCUGAAGUCCCUUAAAAGUUUCUCCAGAAUCCGCUUCAGCCGCUCGAUCAGCAACUCUCUACCUGACGACGGUCUCCACGGUGACCACAUCUUUCCCCAGGGCGAUGGUCUCCGUGGUAACAGCAGCUGGGGGGCGUCAAUGGGUGAGGGGGCAUGGACCGAAUCAGACAGAGAGGACGAGAUAAGCGGAUCUGGCCCGCCUCCUGAGGAUGCUGUGAAGGUUACGCAAAGGUGUGUGAUUCUGUCCAACUCCUCUGUGAGCUGUGACUCCAGACUCUACAGGAACCUGCAGGAGUGGAAGGACCACAAACUCACCGUGGACCACCAGAUUGAGACUCUUCAGACCAAGAUCAAGAACCUGCGAGAGGUCAGAGGUCACCUGAAGAAGGCCCGUCCCGUCAAGUGUGACUGCAAACGGCACCUGUCAAUCAAACAACUGUCUAAGUUGAAACUGAAGAAAAAGUUGAAGAAUAAGCUUCACCCUUUCAGAAGGGGUGUGUCUAAAGGAAAGUGGGCGUGGCUCGAGAAGGAGCAGAGACGAAGGAAGAAACUUAGGAAAAUGAUCAAACGAAUCAAAAACAAUGACACGUGUUCAAUGCCCGGACUCACCUGUUUUACCCACGACAAUGAGCACUGGGCCACGCCUCCCAGCUGGACACUGGGUCCGUUCUGUGCCUGCACCAGUGCAAACAACAACACGUACUGGUGUCUUCGAACCAUCAACCAAACUCACAACUUCCUCUUCUGUGAAUUUGCCACUGGCUUUUUGGAGUACUUCGAUCUCACUACUGACCCCUACCAGUUGAUAAACUCGGUGUCAUCUCUGGACAGAAGUGUUUUAAACCAGCUCCACGUUCAGCUGAUGGAGCUGCGAGCGUGUAAAGGACACAAACAAUGCAACCCCAAAGUAGACAAGCAAGUAGAGAGGCGGGACAACAGUGGCUCACACUUGUACAGGUACAGCUCGGACAGAUCUGUGGAGAGGCCCAAGAAAUGGUCCAAAGUCCGGAGACCUUCAUACAAACCUCUGAACCCGAUCUGGGACGGCUGGAAAGGCUGAGGCUGCCCCAUGUGCCCCCAACAUCGCCCCCUCCUGGACCUUCAGCAAAUCUCCUCCUCUGUUUCCGAGGAGCCCAUGUUUGUAAUCCUUCAACAGGUUUUGUACAGAUCUUUUCUAAAAACAUUUUCUACAGAACUUCACUGCUGCACCUCUGGGACCAGAAGGAACUUUCAGAAAACAAACCAAACAGCAAAGAGCAUAAUAUAUUACAAUGAAUUUCUGUAUGGAUAUUUUGUGUAUAUCUUUUCUGUUUUAUUGAAGUUUACUACUAAUCAUUAUAUACCAUUGUUAUAUUUCUUGAAAAAAGCCCAUCCAAAUGUUGUGAGAAAUGUACUGUAUUUAAUGUUCUGAAAUGCACUGGUGAAACGGUACUGAACAAAGUGGAAGGUUAGAAAGAGUUUACGAGAUGUUGGCACUAGAUACCUUUUCUUUUUUGUAAAUUAAUUGUUUAGCUAAAUACGAUCAAAAUUAUUAUACUUAUUCUUCAAAAUGUCAUCUGAUUUCUGCUUUGAUAUUUUAGGAGGUGAAACAAAAUAUUAUAAUUACAAUUUUAUUAACAUUAAUUUGAGAAACUACAGGAAAUGUAGUGUUAAUGAUUAUUCUGAAUAUGAUACUAUGUAAAACUGUAUUUUUUUUUCCUUUGCAGAAAUUUGACGAUAGAUUUUAAAUUAUACUUUGCCAACCAGUAGGCGUGCAAUAGGGGAAGCGUUUUAGAAAUCCAACUUGCAAAAUAUAAUCUGCAUUUACUUAAAGUUGCAUCGUGUACUUUUCUGGUGGAGGGUCCGUCAAAUGCUUUACUACGUGGAGAUGUUAUUGCUUUGUCUGGAAUGAUUCACAGUGUGGCAUUAAACCUUUAUCUUCAUGGAGACCAUACCAGAGCAAGUUACAGGUCAGAUCUGUGGAGAGGCAACCCCACUCACAGUCAGAAUUCCUGUUUUUUUCCUUGACGUAGUAGUUCUAUUUUGUGUUUCCUACUCACAAGGCGAAGGAUGAUAGCAGGUUUUGUUUUGUCCUUCCGCGGAAGAGUGUGGCACGCAGAGAUGUUGUUCGCGUCCAGGUGAAUAUUCCUCUCUUUCAGAAACUGCAUGACUUGCCCCUCCAAAAUUAGCAAAUUGCCAGUUUCCGCAUCCUCCCCAACAUUUCUGCCGACCACUGCAGUUCUGGCGUAGGAGCGAGGUGUUGUGAUGUUCAGACCAGUGAUAAUAACAUCUUUCUUUCUCGUGUACUGUUCCAAAUCAUCAAUCCUCUUUUCAAGCUCCAUGAUCGUUUUGUCCUUUUCUCUAAUGGAUUCUUUCAACUGCUUUAUCUCUUUUACGAGGUCUGUUAGUUUGGUCAGCUGUUGGGUCAUCGCGUUUAAUCUCCUCAGUGUCCAUCUCCAUCUGCGCGUUUCUCUUCGAGGGCAUCGCCAACAGUGCUUUGUCCAAAAGUUCGUUUUUCUGGUUUAUUUUAGUAAGAUUUGUGAGUUUUGUAAUUAGAUUGCACAGGGUGCAGCACAUUAAAGGUGUUUAAUGUCACACUGUGGCAACUUCCAGGCAGAGCAAUGACAUCUCCAUAGAAACAAGCAGGUGAUGGACCCCCAACCGAGAAGUUACAUAGUGCAGCUUUAAACAAAACAUCUGUUAUUAUUCAUAUGGAAAAAUCCCAUUCUAAACCUGUCACUGUACACAAUAAUUUAUGAUUUUUUUGCACUUCUCUACACACAUUUGUACAUCAACUUAACAUUUAUAUCUGGCUGAGGAUCUGUUUUCUUUCUGGGCUUACUCAAGGUCAUUUUGGAUUUUGUACUGUUUUAGACCCAGCUUUUGUCAGUGACAUAGUUAAUUCAUUAAUUCAUUCAAACAGCUAUGUGUCUUGAAUAUUUCAGUUCAAAAGUCACUAUCUUUUUAGCGCUGUGGAAGAGUUUUGGGAAGAUUGUUUGAGAAAGGCCCUGACUGAUAUGCAAACGGACAGUGGUUGAAUGUAAACUUUAUUUUUGUGGUUAUUAUUUCUCAGUAUUCCAGACUGAAUGUGUCCAAAUGAACUGUAACCAGGUCCCAGCACUUUCAACCAAUCAGAACAGAGAUCGAUGGAGGAUGGAUGCCCAUAUAUGGACACCUUAAUGGACCAGUCACAACAGAGAAUGGAUCGACUGAGCAGCACAGACUAUAGAGAUGGACCAAUGGGAGAACACAAGGUUUAAAGGUGCACUAUGUACCUUUUCUGGUGGAGUGUCUGCCACCUGCUUGUCUCCAUGGAGAUGUUAUAAUUUUGUCUGGAAUGUCCCAUUAUGGCAUUAAAGUAUCCAUCUUGCAUUUACUCAAUAACAUGGGUUGUUAUUGACCUAAAAACUUGCAUUCUUACUAUGAGUAUACUUGCCUCUCCACAGAUCUGACAUGUAACUUGGCCCUGCGAUGUCCUAUUCUGUCUCCACGGAGAUAAUAAAUAACUGAUGCAAUAUUGUGGAACAUUCUAGACAACACCACCUUCAUGGAGACAAGCAGAUGAUGGACCCUCCACCAGAAAAGUUACACAGUGCAGCUUUAAAUGAACCAUUCAGGACCUGUGAAACUAAGGACAGUGCAGUUAUGUAACCUGUGGAAACUUGUGAAUAAAGAUUUGAGUUAUUUGUG